This is a messenger RNA of Rotaria sordida, 789 nucleotides long. The record is from the annotation of a GenBank genome assembly. NCBI's taxonomy places the organism in Eukaryota, Metazoa, Rotifera, Eurotatoria, Philodinida, Philodinidae.
AUGUGUGAUCAACCAAUACAGAUAGCUGUCUUAGGUGAUAAAUCUGUUGGAAAAACAGCUAUUGUACGUCAAUGGCUAUACAAUGAUUUUUCAACACCAUAUUCCGAAACAAAUUUAGCAACCUAUCAUUUUACAUCAUUAUUUAAUGGUCAACGUUUAUUUCAUAUACGUAUUAUUGAUACACCACGUUUUGAUGAUACCAAUAAUACUGAUCCUCAACAAGAAUGGGUACGAAUGUAUUGUUUUCGUCGUGCACAUCUUUUUUUAUUAGUAUUUGAUAUAAAUCGUGAAGAAACAUUUAAUUAUAUAAAACAUAUUUACCGUGAAAUAGUUCGUGUACGUCUUGGUUAUAGCAAUAAUAAUCAUCAAUAUCAUCAUCAUCAUCAUCACCAUCAUCAUUCUCAUUCCCAUUCUCAUUCUCAUUUCCAUCAUCAAUCAGAAAUUUUAGUUGAUCUUACAAAUGAUGAUGACGAUCAAAUAAUAACAAGAUCAACAACAUAUGUACCUAUUAUUGUUGUUGCUAAUAAAGUUGAUUUAAUAUCAACUGAUUUACGUUUUUCAAAUAUAACAUUAACAAAUUCACGUGAUAUACAACAAUAUGUAAAAAAAAAUUUUAAAGCUAAUCUAAUACAAUGUUCAGCUAAAUAUCAUUGGCAUUUAGUAUUAUUAUUUAAAGAAGUUUGUCGAAUGUUAGAAACUGUUGAAGAUACUGUUGCUAAACAAGCUGCACAACAAGCAAGAAGACGACUUCAUCAACAACAUCAUGACAAACAUUGUCGUGUUAUGUAA